Saprolegnia parasitica CBS 223.65 is the source of this 4131-nucleotide messenger RNA. RefSeq lists its product as hypothetical. The transcript is spliced from 9 exons. Gene Ontology annotation, cellular component: membrane. Bases 1 to 4131 code for a protein of 1376 amino acids. NCBI's taxonomy places the organism in Eukaryota, Oomycota, Saprolegniomycetes, Saprolegniales, Saprolegniaceae. The record is from RefSeq and is a predicted model, not a curated record.
AUGGUAGCAAGCUUAGGCGCGCUCCUGCUGCUGGCCACCGUCCUCGCUGCACCUGCGUCGGCGCAGGUACCGACGGCGACGCUACCGACGAACCUCUCCAAGUGCAAGUACUCGAACGCCAACACGUGCUUGGACAACCCACAGACCAACCCGGUCGCGACAACGCUCGGCCUCCCGGCCUUCACGCGUGGCCCUGGCACGUGCUCGAUGAUGGGCGUCGCCUCGAUCCCUGGCUUGAGCGCGAGUGCGACGCGGCCUGCGCUCUACACGCCCACGACGGCCAUCGACGCAUACGCCAAGAGCGGGCUCAAAAACAAGUUUUCAGCGUGGAACGCGACGAACCAAGCCGCGUUCCAGCUCGACUGUCCGCUGUUUUACCAAGACCAGAUCCGCAGCGGCCAGCAAGACUAUCUCUGCUGCACGGAAGACCAGUAUGUGGUCAUGCAGACGCAGUACCGAAUGAUCAGCGGGCUCUGCGAAACCUCCAAGCGCGUGCUCCAGAACGUCUGGUGCAGUUAUGCGUGCCACCCGAACCAAGCGCUCUUCAUCAACGUCGACCAAGUCCACUACUACCCGUCGGCGACCGACCCGACGACGUCGUACCCGGCGAUCGAAGAGGUCACGUACUAUGUCGGCGACAACUGGGCGCGCGACGUCUACGACUACAGCAAGGCCGACCUCAUCGCCAAAGUACUUUGCCAGCCCCAAGCCGGCUGCUCGUCGGGGCUCGGCCUCCUCAAUCGCAUGGGCCAGUACCAACUCAACGGCAUUGGGUCGCCCAACCAAGUCAACUUUGUCGCUGCGUCUACGCUGCCACCGGCGGACGUCUGUCCGUGCACGCGCGCAACAUCAAAUGCAAGCGUUGCGAACGCCUCUUGUAUCUUGCCGCUCGACCAAGUACUUCCGACGUGUGUCGGUGUGUGCGGCUCGGUCUGCGACGCGCCGAGCCCUGCGCUUCCAUACAAAGCCAGUUGCCUUGGCGCAACGACAACGGGCAACAACAACAACAACUCGGCAGGCAACGGCACGUCGUCGAUUUGGGCGCCGCUCUGGGCCAGCAUGGAGGACAACAUCAGACCGAGCGACUACUCGAGCCUCAACACGGCGCUCCUCGUCGUGAUUGCAAUCCUUAUCGUACUGGUGCUCAGUGGAGGCUGGUAUCUCCACCGACUGGCGCUUCUGGAGGAGAAGGAAGACGAUCCAAGUGCGACAGCGGCGCCGGUCAACACCAGUCGCGUCAAUACGCUGGCCACGCAUCUCAUGCGCCAGUGGGCACUCUUUGUGUGCCGCCGCCCGUACCACGUGCUCACGGUGGUGCUUGCGCUGGCUGCGUUUUGCAGUGCUGGGCUUCACAAGACGGUGAUCCAGACCGACCCGAUCAAGCUCUGGGUGGCCGAGUCGAGUCGUGCGUACAAAGAGCGCGAUCGCUUUGGUCAGCUCUUUAUGCCGUUUUACCGCACGGAGCAAGUCAUUUUGACGCCGAAAGACGGCGGGCCGAUUGGCCGCGUGGACGUUCUCCGUGCCGCGCUGCAGAUCCAAGACCAGAUCAAGCAGCUCCAAGUGCCGUUUAAUGGCCGGCAGAUUGGCGUCGAAGACAUUUGCUGGCGCGCGACCGGCACGGGUUGCACGAUCAACGCGAUCACACAGUACUUUCAGAACGACUUGGCCAACUUUGAGAUUUAUGCGUCGAACGGGAUGGCCUUGGACCACUUUCAAAACUGCCUCUUCUCGCCGUCGUACGCUGACGUGGCGUCGUGCCAAAAGCUCGCGGCCAAAAACGUCGUCCUGCCCGCCAGCAUGCGCGACUGUCCAUGUCUCUCGGCGUACGGUGCGCCCAUGGACAUGUACACGACGGUGCUCGGUGGCACGCCGCCCAACGCGACCAGCAAUGUCAACCUGUACAUCAACUCGACCACGCUGCUCUCGACGAUCCUCGCCUACAACUACUAUGACGAUGCGCAGAACGCGCCGGCGGUGGCGUGGGAACGCGGCUACAUUGAUCUCCUCAAGACCCUCGCGUCGACCAACACGGUGUUUGAAGUGGCGUUCUCGGCCGAGACGUCGAUUGCCGAUGAAAUUGCCGUCGCAAGCAAGAGCGACGUGACGCCCGCGCUGCUUAGCUACUGCCUCAUGAUCCUCUACGUGACGCUUGGCAUCAACCGCUGGAAGAUGUCGGCGCUGCGCCAGAGCUGGCGCGAGGCCAAGCUCACGCUCGGGUUUUGCGGCAUCUUGCUCAUCUUGCUCGCGGUCGUCUCGACGAUCGGGCUCUUUUCGUGGGCCGGCGCCGCGGUCCAGAUUGUCAUUAUGGAAGUCGUGCCCUUUCUGACGCUCGCGAUUGGCGUCGACAAUAUCUUUUUGAUGCUGCACGAGAUCCGGCGGGUGCAAGACGACGCGACGCACCACGGGCAGCCGCUCGUCGCCGACGACAUCAUUGCCAAUGCGCUGGCGUCCAUUGGCCCGAGCAUUGCGAUGGCGUCGAUCAUUGAAGCGAUUGCGUUUGUCUUUGGCUGCAUUAGCCCGAUGCCGGCGGUUUUGUGGUUUGCCGCCUUCUCGGCGGCCGCGGUCGCCAUCAACUUUGUGUUUCAAAUGACGCUCUUUCUGUCGCUGGUCGUGCUCGACAAGCGGCGCGAGCUCGCCCAACUCGCACCGGUCCUGGACCUCGCCGAACGCAUUAUCGACAUUGGCGACCUCCAGAUUGUCAAAGUGCCGUGGAUUCAACGCGUCGUCGGUGCGUACGCGGAUUUCUUGGCCAAACCCUUGGUCAAGGCGGUCGUUCUGAGUCUCUUUUUGACGGCCACCGGUCUCUCGAUCUACUCGGUCGAGUCGCUCGAACAAGGCUUGGACAAUGCGGAUGCGAUGCCGUCGCAAUCGUACCUCAUCACGUAUUUCGACACGAUCAACGUGGCGCUGGAAACCGGGCCGCCGAUCUUUUACAUUGUCGAGAGCGGCUACAAGGGCAACCCGGUCUUUGAUUACGCCAACAUGUCGACGGUACCGGCCUUUUGCACGUCCAAAGAGUUUUGCCACCCGUUUUCCGUGCCCAACGUCGUCUCGGCGCUCGGCAAUUCGGGCGUCUCGGACCUGUCGCACACGAGCCCCGGCGUCGUGCAUUCGUGGAUGGACGACUUUUGGCCGUUUGUCGGCGCGCAGUCGGCGUGCUGUCGCGUCGACAAGCAGUCGGGCAACUACCUCCCGCUCAACGCGUCGGAUGCCACGUACAUGGCGGCGCGCGACGCGGCCGACCCGUGUUUUCCGCUCACGUCGACGGCACCGCCGGUUCCUGCAUCGAGCUUCAUGUCGCUUUUUCGUAUCUUUGCGUCGGCCAACGCCGGGCCGCUCUGCUCGCACGGCGGCGGGUCGAUCUACCGCGGCCAGUUUAGCAUUGACGAGCACCCGAUUCCGGUGCUGAGUGCGACGUCGGCGGGCCUGCCGCUGUCGAACCCAAAUGCGGGCAAGGCGGUGACGGCGGCGUCGUACAUGGCGAUUUCGACGGCCAACCCGACGCAAGGCGACUACAUUGCGAGCUACAAGCAAGCGCGGCACGCGGCGCAGUUUAUGAGCGAAAAGUCGGGCGUCCACGUGUGGGUCUACUCGAUUUUCUUUUGCUUUUUCGACCAGUACCUCACGAUUGUCGACGACACGCUCCUCCUUGUCGGCCUCGUUUUGGUUGCGAUCUUUGUGCUGCACGUGGUCUACUUUGGUGCGUUCUGGACGCCGUUCCUUGUGACGCUAACGAUCGCCAACCUCUGCGUCUGCGUCGCCGGUCUCAUGGAGCCGAUUGGGAUCCUCUUGAACGGCCUCAGUCUUGUGAACCUCAUUAUCGCUGGUGGUAUCUCGGUCGAGUUUUGCUCGCACCUCGCGCGGUCGUUCCAUUUCGGCAAAGCGACGAGCGGCAAUGCGCGCAUGAAGGAAGGUCUGCGGCAUGUGAUGGCGUCCGUCAUCUUUGGCAUCACGAUCACCAAGAUUGUGGGCCUGAGCGCGCUCACGCUGGCCGACUCGCGCAUCUUUCAAAAGUCUACUUUCGCAUGUACCUCACGAUCGUGCUCUGCGGCAUCCUGCACGGCAUGCCUCUCGGUGGACCUCCCGCGGCUCUGGACGAAGCGCCACGCGCCGACGUCGAUCCAACAGUAG